Messenger RNA from Lucilia cuprina (Australian sheep blowfly), 1333 nucleotides. RefSeq lists its product as uncharacterized. NCBI's taxonomy places the organism in Eukaryota, Metazoa, Arthropoda, Insecta, Diptera, Calliphoridae. The transcript has 3 exons. The record is from RefSeq and is a predicted model, not a curated record. The coding region runs from base 100 to 1263 and encodes 387 amino acids. Gene Ontology annotation, biological process: phospholipid metabolic process; lipid catabolic process; arachidonate secretion. Gene Ontology annotation, molecular function: calcium ion binding; A2-type glycerophospholipase activity.
GUAUAUUAUUCAAUUUAAACUAAUCGGUCGGCUAAGCAAGACGUCAAUAACGGUUAAAUUUGAAUUUAAAAUAUAUAUAAAACAAACAAAAGUAAUCAAAUGUUUUGUAACAACUUGAAAGGAUUUUUAUUAAUGUGCUGUCUAGCAACCGUUAUCUAUGGCAAUAAAAGCGUGCAAAGUGAAUAUUUAUAUAAAAAAAUCAUAAAACCUAAUACACCCUCAAUGAUACAAACGAUAAAACAAGAUAUGCAUCAAGCAUUUUGUUCGAUAACUAAUAAUACCCGGCUGUUAAAACAAAUGUAUGAUUUUGAAACGGCAAAUACGGAUAUUUCAACGUUACUAUUUAAAUUGCCAGACAGUGAGGAAUCACCAGAAACUGAAACGUUAAUAUUAAUGAAUCGUCGCGAAUUUAUAACGCCCACAUUUCCGAAUCUCACUAGAUCAUAUAUGACAUUGAGACGAUUAAAAGUGGCUAAAGCUCCGUUAGAGGAAAACAUGACGGAACUUUUGAAGUUGGAAAUGAAAAAUGUUGUAAAAGAUUAUGUGUAUGAUGCCUGGACAGAUAUGGGUCUGGAUGGUUGGAAGGGUGAUAUAGCAGAUUCAAAAAUACCGAUAUAUCAUAAAUAUCCCACUACUAUAGCAAAAGAUUAUCCACAUGCCGAUAUAGCUAAAGAUUUAAGUAAGGGAGAAUCGAAUGAUUUUUUUCAAGAUAUCACAACUAAUACGUUGAAAAUUGAAAAGGACGAACAAUUGAAAAUACAAAAAGAAAUGGAUAAAAAUGUGUAUAUAGCCAGAGCUAAUGAUCCAUUUGGUUACUCAACGAAAUGGCAAACGAGAAAUGCCUCAAAUCAAAACAAAUAUAAACGUGAUGUUUUACGUCUAUAUUCAAUGAUUAAAUGUUCGACCGGAUGUGAACCGCUAGUGUACAAAGGUUACGGUUGCUAUUGCGGUUUCCUGGGUGAUGGCAUACCAACGGAUGGUAUUGAUCGGUGCUGUAAAUUACAUGACAAGUGCUAUGAAUACAGUAAUUGUAUAUCAUAUUUGGAGUAUUUUGUGCCGUAUGUUUGGAAAUGUUAUCGCGGUAAACCAUUGUGUGCCAUAGAUCAUGGUGAAUGGGGUGGGCCACAAUCAUGUGCGGCCCGUUUGUGUCACUGCGACCUGAGGCUAUCGAGAUGUUUGCGUCAGUAUGCUUGUCCUGGCCGUAGGGCGGUAUGUCGUUCGUCUGCUUCGAGAAGGCUGCAGAAUUUGUUGUUAACAAAGUAAUUUGGUUAUAUGUAUAUUUAGUUAAUUGUUAUGUAGUAUGUAUGAAUAUAUCUUUAUUGUUUUCUAUUAA